Molecule: messenger RNA, 2100 nt
Organism: Alternaria viburni
Lineage: Eukaryota; Fungi; Ascomycota; Dothideomycetes; Pleosporales; Pleosporaceae
Exons: 2
Coding region: 1-2100 (699 amino acids)
Source: RefSeq, a predicted model, not a curated record
AUGACGGAUUACAGCAAACAGACAGUCGCGCAACUGCGGCAGGUGUUGAAGGACCGGAGUAUACCCAGCACCGGCUUAACACGAAAGGCGCAAAUUAUCGAGAAGCUUCAGGAGGCCGACCUCGCUGCUGAGACUCCCAGUGCGCCAGAUGAGGGUACCGAAAGCGCAGACGCGCCGCCGGAUGCGGUAGAGCAGGUGAAUACCGAAGUUGGCGACGACACUGCCACCAAAGAGCAUGUCCCUGGACCAGCGCUCUCUGAUGCUGGAGGUAUGCGCACUAUGAGUACAUCGCCGCCGCUAGAUGCUGACCCGAGUCUAGAAGCAGAGCAGCCUACACGCGAAGCCGAGCCAGAGCCUCUACCCGUACCCGCAGCGACUACCGAUUCCCUCCCCGAGACAAUUUCGCACAUUGACAGCGAGAUUCCUCCACCAGACGAGAUUAAAGCAAUAGAGCGGCCUGCCGAGAACACAACCAAUGCGGAGGAGCCCGGCUCAAUACAACCGGCGGGAGUCUUCAAUGCACCGCCCGCAGAUGCCGACGAUGUGGUUGGUCCAACCGUGACGGAGCCUACGGAUGCGGAAGUUGGAGACGUAAAGAAAGUCGAAGUCGCAGAGGGCGAGCUGCCAGAUGCUCCAGGACCGGCUGCUGAAGCUCUGCGGUUGGCGCAGCCAACGUCUGGACUCCCCGAAGAUUUGCAAGACACGAGCAUGGACGCGAAGACAGCUUCACCUGUGUCCAAUGAGCAACAAUCCGUUGAGAAGCCGGAUUUGCUUACGGUUCCAGAGCCCUCGACGACGGAAACAUCGAGGCUCAACACGGAAGAAGUAGAAACAGACUCGAAGAAGAGAAAGAGGAGGAGUGACGCCCCCGAGAUGGCGGACCAGGAAAUCAAGGCAAAGAAGCACAGGCCCAGCCAGGAACCGGCGCCUGGCGUUCACCUGCAGGAAGACGAGGACACCGUUAUGGAGCAAAGAAGAUCGGAGGAAGACACCGCACCUUUAGCAAAUGGCAAUCCAAACGAAACGAACGACACUCGCUCUAUACCAGCCGGGGAGGAUCCGCCAGUUGUGGAGACUGACACAAGACGCGAGAAAAAGGAAAAGGCCUCUCGGUACAAAGACCUCAUGAAAUCCAACGCAGACGACACACCCCAGGAAGCCUUGACUGAUGACAGACCCACGGUACCCGCGCUCCACCCUGUGACAUCUGCAUUGUACAUCCGCAAUUUCAUGCGCCCUCUGCGUCUGGAGCCACUACGAGCACACCUAAUCUCUCUUGCCUCGCCGCCAUUCACCUCACCGGACCCCACAAUUGUGGAAACCCUUUUCCUGGACGUACUCAAGUCGCAUGCGCUUGUACUCUUUAGCACUAAGACUGCUGCAUCACGAGUGCGAGCAUCUUUACACGGCUCCAUCUGGCCACCAGAAGGUAACAGGAAAGAGCUCUGGGUCGACUUCGUCCCGGAUGAGCACGUGAAGGAUUGGAUCAAAGAGGAAGAGGACGCUGCAGCUGCCGAGAAAGACGCUCGUGCAAACAAACGCUCACAUAACCCCAAAAGGUUUGAAGUCGUAUAUCCAGAGUCCAGUGAUGGCUCUGUUGUAGCUGUAUUCCAGGAAGUCGGUUCAGGCGCUCCUGCAAACGCACCACGAGGCCCACGCGCAAGCGCAGACGCACGAAUGCCAUCUAUACAACAAGCACCAGCACCAUCGCUCCCAACAGCCUCAUCGAAAGAUACCCGACAAAACACAGAAGCUUCGUUCAAAACACUCCACGAUCUGUUCAGCUCCACAGAAGCGAAGCCACAACUUUUUUAUCUCCCCGUUUCGGAUGAAAUUUCCGAUCUGAGGCUGAAGGAACUGGACGCCGAGACAAGUAGAGACUGGGCACCUGGCCAAACAAGGAAGGGGCGGGGCAUCAAGACUGAGAUGAAGUACAAAUACAGUUUUGACGACGAUGACAGGGUUGUCGAAGUUGGUGAAGAGCGCCCUGACUACAGAGGUGGCAGAGGCGUCGAAGACCCGGGCCAGGUCCUCCUUCCCUAUGUCAGGCCGCUGCUCGAAGUUGCAGCAGGCAAGAACGACGGCUACGAUUUGCUGUAG